Molecule: messenger RNA, 780 nt
Organism: Acaulospora colombiana
Lineage: Eukaryota; Fungi; Glomeromycota; Glomeromycetes; Diversisporales; Acaulosporaceae
Source: the annotation of a GenBank genome assembly
AUGUGUAUCACCAAGAACAGGAAGAAACCCCGCGCGAGUACCCAAAAGUCGCGGCAACCUCCACGCAGCAUUCAAAGAAAGAAGAAGCCACAAAUGUAUACAGCAGAAAAUUUACAGAAUGCCAUCAAAGAUGUGCAAACUGGAGUACGAAGCUUUGCAGCAGCCUGGAAAUUUCACAACAUCCCCAAAGGAACACUUUAUGACCGCUUAAAUGGAGCAAAAUCGCGCCAUGAAGCUAACGAAACGAACCAGAUUCUCUCUCCACCACAAGAAGAGGCACUGACUUACUAUAUUCAGUAUCGUGGGUGGAGAGGUGACCCAGUGACUUCACUCGAAGCUCGAGAAUUGGCUGCAAGAAUUGGAAAUUGUGAUCUACCAGCUGAAGGGUGGUUCUACAGAUUCCUAAGAAGAGGCCAGAAUCUUCGUAUGGGAUGGGCAAGAAAGGGAGAGGGCAAGCGUGCACAAGCCAUGAAGAGAGUGACUACAUCAGAUUAUUUCGAUCUACUUCAAGAGCAGAUUGAGAAAUAUGAUAUUCACCCAUCUGAUAUCUACAAUGCUGAUGAGAAGGGCAUCUUCAUGGGGGGUGGUGACAUCCGGUUCCGAGCAGUGGUGGAUGCAAACCAGAAGCAAGCCUUCUGCACUGGUGAUGAGAACCGAAAAAUGGUCACAGUGCUUGAAUGCAUUGGUGCUAGAGGUGACAGCAUUCGACCAUUAUUGAUUCAUGAGGGCAUUGAUGUCGAUGGGGAAUGGGUAAGGAAGAAUUGCUGCAAUGCAGAGUAA